Messenger RNA from Candidozyma duobushaemuli, 1497 nucleotides. It is a transcript of the gene UGP1, whose product is annotated as UTP glucose-1-phosphate uridylyltransferase. Gene Ontology annotation, cellular component: cytoplasm. Gene Ontology annotation, molecular function: UTP:glucose-1-phosphate uridylyltransferase activity. The coding region runs from base 1 to 1497 and encodes 498 amino acids. Lineage: Eukaryota; Fungi; Ascomycota; Pichiomycetes; Serinales; Metschnikowiaceae. The record is from RefSeq and is a predicted model, not a curated record. Gene Ontology annotation, biological process: glycogen metabolic process; UDP-alpha-D-glucose metabolic process. The transcript has 2 exons.
AUGAAGAAACACACCAAGACUCAAUCGACAUAUGCCUUUGACAACACCGCUACCACUGUGGCUGCGUCGCAGAUGCGUAAUGCCUUGAACACCUUGGCUGACACUGUCUCUGAAAAAGAGCACCAGCAGAGAUUCGAGACCGAAAUGGACUCGUUCUUUGCCUUGUUCAGAAGAUACUUGACGGAUAAGGCUUCGGGCUCCACCUUGGACUGGGACAAGAUCAAGUCUCCAUCUCCUAGCGAGGUGGUCCAGUACAACGCGUUGAAGGAAGCGCCAGAGAAGGUCACCGAGGGCUUGUCCAAGUUGGCCGUUUUGAAGUUGAACGGUGGUUUGGGAACCUCCAUGGGCUGUGUGGGUCCAAAGUCUGUCAUUGAGGUCAGAGACGGCAACACCUUCUUGGACUUGUCGGUGAGACAGAUUGAGCACUUGAACAGAAAGUACGACACCGACGUGCCUCUUCUUUUGAUGAACUCCUUCAACACUGACGCCGACACCGCCAAGAUCAUCAAGAAGUACCAGGGCCACAGAAUUAGAGUCAGAACCUUCAACCAGUCCCGUUUCCCCAGAAUCUUCAAGGACUCCUUGUUGCCUGUGCCAGACUCGUUUGACGACGACUUGAACUGCUGGUACCCUCCAGGACACGGUGACUUGUUCGAGAGUUUGGUCUCCUCAGGUGAAUUGGACUCUCUCUUGGCCCAGGGCAGAGAAAUCUUGUUCGUCUCCAACGGUGACAACUUGGGUGCUACCGUCGACACUGAGAUCUUGAACCACAUGAUCGAGUCCGGUGCCGAGUACAUCAUGGAAUUGACCGAUAAGACCAGAGCCGAUGUCAAGGGUGGUACUUUGAUCAACUACGAUGGUCAGGUGAGAUUGUUGGAGAUCGCUCAGGUGCCUAAGGAGCACGUUGAGGAAUUCAAGAGUAUCAAGAAGUUCAAGUACUUCAACACUAACAACUUGUGGAUCAACUUGCGUGCCGUGAAGAGAUUGGUCGAGUCUAAUGCUAUCGAGUCUGAGAUCAUCCCCAACCAGAAGACCAUCUCUAAGGGCUCCUCUGACAUCAAUGUCUUGCAGCUUGAAACUGCUGUUGGUGCCGCUAUCAGACACUUUGGCGGUGCUCACGGUGUUGUUGUCCCCAGAUCCAGAUUCUUGCCAGUCAAGACCUGUUCCGACUUGUUGUUAGUCAAGUCUGACUUGUUCUUCCUUGAGCACGGUGCAUUGAAGUUGGACCCAACCAGAGACGGCUUCUCCAACCCAUUGAUCAAGUUGGGUUCGUAUUUCAAGAAGGUCAACGACUUCCAGAAGAGAAUCCCACACAUGCCAAAGAUCUUGGAGUUGGACCACUUGACCAUUACUGGUAACGUCAACCUUGGCAGAAAUGUCACCUUGAAGGGUACUGUCAUCAUCGUUGUCAACGAUGGUGAGUCCAUUGACAUUCCAAACGGAGCAGUCUUGGAAAAUGUCGUCAUCACUGGAAACUUGCGCAUUUUGGAGCACUAA